UAUCCGUCGAUGUAAGUGAUCGACUGAUAUACGCGGUCGGUUUACGCUCACCAGUUCCUUGAUCUUGUAGUAGAAUUGCCCCUAAACCGACCUGCGGACUGGCAUCAGAGACAACAUACGUUGGAGGGUCCAAACGGAAACAAGCCAAGGCUGGUGCGCCAGAUAAUGCUUCUUUCAAGACUUCGAAUACCUUUACUUGCUCAUUCCCCCAUGACCACUUCUGCUCUUUCCGAGUGAGUUUUCGAGGCGGUUCGGCUAUGUUCGCAUAAUUCGGGAUAAACUUAGAAACAUAGCCACAAGUUCCAAGAAACGACCGAAGAUCGGAUACGUUGUUGGGAGAAGGUGUAGCUUUGAUAGCUUCCGUUUUCGCCGGAUCAGGUUCGAUUCCUUUUUCAGAGACAACGUGGCCUAAAAUCGAAAUUUGCUUUACCCCAAAUUCACACUUGCUACGAUUAAGCUUGAGGUUGUGCUUUCGGCAUCAAGUGAAAACUUUUCGGACCCGCUGAGGGAGUUCAGCCAUAUGGUCUUGCCAUAGAUAAUUACAUCAUCGACCGAAAUGCGGACACCCUGGACGCCAAACAAAAUUUUUAUCCAUCAUUCUCUGGAAGGCUUCGCUCGCGUCGCUGAGGCCGAAAAGAGUUCGCUUAAAUCGGUAACAACCACGAGGCACAAUAAACGUAGUGAUAUAACGCGACUCUUGCAAAUACCAACUUUUGGCGUCGAUCUUAGCGGAGUACUUGGAACCAUGCAAAGCAUGAAAGGUAUCCUCGAUCCGUAGGUAGAACAUAUCGCUCUCUAAGAACACAUUGGCGACGAGGAAGAGAUUCGAACUACUGAACAGGUAGACGAAACCGAACAGCCAGAAACGGCAGGGAGUCCACGACAGAUGGACGAUUGUUACUUGCACGCGCACCGUUUAACAUCGAUGCUGCAGAUCUUUACAGCGAGUGGAGAAAGCUGAGUUAGUGCCUUUGAAAUUUACGCCAUGGCAUCAGACUUGCAGAAAAAGGCAGAUCCCGUCCUCGUCGCUAAUGUGUUGUGUAUUCAUUUAGUGGGGACACACACACUCUUCAAUUGUUUACUAUAUUCCCAAUACACUAUAAUUUCCUUUAUUCUGCUGGUCUCGAUGUGUGAUUCAGGGCUGACAUUAUAGGGAGAAGUUAGAUGCUAAUAACGCACAGAGGAUCAAAGAACUUCGAACAGCUUUAUGCAUUUAAAUGAUUGUGAUUUGUAUUUUUUUUUCAGUUAAAGCACCAACGUUUUCUAAACCUCUUGGUCCCUUCUACUUGUUCAAGAAUAGUCAAGGCGUCCUCAAAUGCGAACCAGACGCUGCUCCUCCUCCAACAUUCGAGUGGUUCAGAAAUGGAACAAAGAUCACAACUGGCCGACGCUACACUGUUCAGGCAGAUGGCGUCUUGUGGAUCAAUGAUGUUACUGAAGAUGAUAGGGGCGAAUAUCGUUGUAAUGCCACGAACGUCUUGGCCACGGCCGAGGAUGUUGGAACAGCAACUGUUUAUGAAAGAACACGAAUUACAGUUAAACCAGAAAACAAGCUUGUUCCACAGCGCGUCAAUAUCGACCUUCGUUGCCGGGCAAAGGCUGAUACACGACUGGAACUAAAGUAUUACUGGAGGAGAGAUGAUGCAGUUAUUGAGUACAACUCAAAGAUAGAGUGGUUAGAGCGAGAAAACGUUUUAAAAAUCUACGAUGUAAGAGUUGACGACACUGGCAAUUACACCUGUGUCGCUUACACGCCUGAACCUGAGAGGUCGGAAGAUCAGGCAUCAGCUGAAGUUAAUAUUGAAGGUUUGUUUACAUUAAUGCAUCGNAAGAAUUGA
Molecule: messenger RNA, 1838 nt
Organism: Stylophora pistillata
Lineage: Eukaryota; Metazoa; Cnidaria; Anthozoa; Scleractinia; Pocilloporidae
Product: fibronectin type III domain-containing protein-like
Source: RefSeq, a predicted model, not a curated record